Molecule: messenger RNA, 4245 nt
Organism: Nothobranchius furzeri (turquoise killifish)
Lineage: Eukaryota; Metazoa; Chordata; Actinopteri; Cyprinodontiformes; Nothobranchiidae
Gene: fmn1
Product: formin 1
Biological process (GO): actin nucleation
Cellular component (GO): endoplasmic reticulum membrane; actin filament; cytoplasm
Molecular function (GO): microtubule binding
Source: RefSeq, a predicted model, not a curated record
GUAGACAAAUAAACUUGUUGAUAUAUGUAGAUACACAAACGUGUUUAUAUUCAGUACAAGUUACAUAGAUCUUUUUUUGCUUCUGUUAGUUGGAAAAUGAGAAAAGCCCCUUGAGAAAAUAAUUGUGAAUUAAAUCGCAGUUGCAAUAUUGAAGUAAAAAAAAUUGCAAUUAGAUUAUUUUCCAAAAUCGUUCAGCCCUACUUUCAACUUAAAUUUAAACAAAAACAUUCAUAUGAACGUGUGAGACGGUGACAGAUUGUGGGAUAUCGAGUCUGACUCUCAGAUCCGACAGGAAUCGCUCUCCACCUCCUUGGCUGGAUAUGCAGGACAAAUGUUGAACAAGCGAUCUGUGCGGUCCUGUGUGCCCUCCUCCAGGGUGUGGUAUCCCUCCGCCUGUCCUGCUGGCUCAGGUUGGGAUGUCCAGUUGUUGUCAGAGACACCACCCGCUUCCCAUCGGAGACAACCUGCAAGAGGACGCCCAGUAGCAGCGCAGGUACAGACUAAAACAGAAAUCAGAAGCUGGAACGUGGAUCUGACUUUUCCUGCAUGUGGCUGAACUGAGUCAACAAGCUGCUGCUGCAGGAAACUUUUCCAUUAUUUUGUGGAUUUUUUUUCCAGCUGUUGCCAUGACGAACCGCUGAGAGCUGGUUGGAAAAUUAGACCUCUGGUGCAGUUGGAAACAUUUGGAACAAAGAAUGAAUCCCUGGAUCACCAACAACUCGCAUUUUAAAGCUCGAUUCAGACAAAACCUCCUGCGGAGAUAAAAGCCUGACGCUGCAUGAAGCUGAAAGAGUUUGUUUUUGUUUUUACUGCCAAUGCGUUUUCUUUACCUUUAACCCGGAGCAAAUAUUUUCUGAAUCCCCUAGAAGAAGACAGAAACGUAACGAUGCUCUUGAGUUUUGUAAAGAAUCCUUAAAUUCUGCCAAGAUGCUCCAUGAAAGUCAGAAAGCUCCGGUCAAACUGGGAGGAUUAGAUUUCGGGAAGGAAGGAGCUGCCUCAGAGGGGGAGAACCAGGAUUUAACGUCGCAAGAGCAGAGAAGCGAUGCCUUAAAUGAGGAAAGGGUCUUGGAUAAAAACAGCUGUAGAGCAAAUUGUGACGAGGAGGAGGAUUCAUCUCCGGAUGGACGUGUGCUUCUGCAGAAACGUCAGGACGUUUCCUUCGGUAGCAAAACCACACAACGCGAUGUUUUAUUAACUAUUGAUGCCAAACAGGAUGAGGCCAAAGAAACCAACCAGGAAGUGAAAAUCGGCCGUGAGAAAGUUGAUUCUGAGGCGUCUGGACAAGCUGGACAACUUCAAACCAAACAUCCCAUAAUAAUAGUGAAACAUGUUGGUUAUGCAGAACAGGACCGGGUGGAGAAGGACACCUCUCAUGUCUCUGUCCACCAUCCCGUCAUCCCUCCACCUCGAUCCACCCUCACCAGAGCCACCUUCUCUCCGGGGGACAAGCAGAUCCAGCCCCCGGCUCUGUUCAGGGGCCUGAGGGCCCAGAGGGAGGGUGGCGUCAGAUCUGAGCACCAAACCGCAGCUCAGACAAAAUCAUCUCCUCUGGGAGAGAAGAGGUCCGUUUCAGCAGAAAAACGGGACGACAUAAAGGCUCAGGUGGGAAUCCUGGACCAGAUCUCCCAGUUUCUGAGUCGGGAAAAGAGGGCUGAUGAGAAACAGGGUGCAUCUUUGGGGGAUGAACACCUCCAGGAUGAGGGUGGAGGAGGAUCAGACGGUGAAAGAGAAGAAACAGCAAACGUUUCUGAGCCCGUCGAGCCCAUCAGAAACGUCUCCAGUGCAGAGGCGGCCUUCGAUGCCUUCAAAGCCUUUUUCUCUCCAAAACCUCUGAAGAAAGACCCAGAAAAUGUCGACCUGGAGGCGAUGAGGAAGAAGAUCAGAACUGAUAAAGACGUGCUGAGGGCGCUUUUUGAGAAAAGCUCCAAAAAAACACCCGAGAAGAACGAAACAUCUGACAGCAAAACAGACGCAUGGUCUCCAGGAGACGGAGGGGAACGAACUCCUGGUCGUCUUCAUGCAGUUUGGCCGCCUUUGAAGGUGGAAAAGGUCGGGCUAAAGUAUACUGAAGCAGAGCACCAGGCUGCACUCCUGCAGCUGAAGAGAGAACGUGAAGAGGAGCUGGAGAAGCUACAGGAGGAUUAUGAACUCAAACUCUCCAGACAGAAGCUGGAAAACAAGGAAAAGAUAUUUCGCCUGGAGUCCGUUUUGAACGACUUACAAGCCAAACUGUCCCAGGUUUGGACCCAUCAGCCUGGAGAACAAAAAGACGAAGCUGUUUUCACAACAGACGACUUCCUGCACAAAUCUUUCCGCACAGUGGGCAUUCAGACAGACCGAGAAGCCUUCAUAAGAAUUUCCGAGGAUGAAGAUGUUCCCAGGAGAGCCUGCCGGAGGCCCCUGCUGCAGAAGGUGGCUCCAAAUAAACUGGACAUGGUGUCCAUCCGUCUCAGCCUGGCAGGACAGAAUGAUGAGAGCUUGUCCUCCUCUUCAGCACCCGAAACUUGCGUUCACCCCCUUCCUCCUGAAGAUAAUCAGCCUCAUUCAGAACCAGCAGGACCUACCAAACAGAUCACACCUCCUCUACCACCAUCUUUGUGUCCAGCUCCACCCCCACCUCCGCUUCCGCCUCCUCCCCCAGUACCAGGAGCAGCUCCUCCUCCACCACCUCCUCUAGCUGGGGGUCUCACUAUUGAUAAACCCCCCAGGAAACCAGCGUUGGAGCCUUCCAGACCCAUGAAGCCCCUUUACUGGACUAGAAUCCAGAUCCAGGACGACAACAACAACUCGCUGUGGAACAUCCUAGAGGAACACCGCAUAAUCAACGCCAGCGAGUUUGAGGACCUGUUUGCUAAAACCAUCACGAAAACCAAGAGAAAGCCGCUGUCAGAGGCUUACGAGAAAAAAGCCAAAGCAAGAAAGAUCAUUAAGCUAUUGGACAGUAAGCGUUCUCAGGCUGUGGGCAUCCUCAUAUCCAGUCUCCACCUGGAGAUGAAAGACAUUCAGCAAGCUGUUGUAGCGGUGGAUCAUUCUGUGGUGGACCUGGAGGCCAUUGAGGCGCUGUAUGACAACAGAGGUCAUCCAGAAGAACUGGAGAAGAUCAGGAAACACUACGAGACGUCAAAAGAAGAGGAUGUUAAACUGCUGGACAAACCUGAGCAGUUCCUGUACGAGCUGUCUCAGAUCCCUGCUUUUGCUGGCAGAGCUUGGUGCAUCAUCUUCAAGUCAACCUUCAUCGAUGGGAUCACCUCCAUUAAACGCAAACUCAACUCUGUCUCCUCUGUGUGUAAGGUUCUGUUGGAGAGCAGCGGCGUCAGGGAAGUGAUGGGGCUGGUGUUGGCCCUGGGAAACCACAUGAACGGGGGCAACAGGGUCCGAGGUCAGGCUGACGGCUUUGGUCUGGAAAUCCUCCCAAAGCUAAAGGACGUCAAGAGCAAGGAUAAUCGGAUUAGCCUGGUGGACUAUGUGGUGUCUUACUACCUGCACAACGUGGACAAGAGCUCCGGCACAGACAAGAGUGCGUUUCCUCUGCCUGACCCUCAGGACGUCUUCCUGGCAGCACAGGUCAAAUUCGAUGACCUCAGCGGAGAUCUAAAGCAGCUCCAGCAAGAUCUGUCGAAAUGUGAGAAGAAUGUACAGAAAGUCUGUUCAGAUUCUCCCGAGGAGCUCCUGCAGCCAUUUAAGGACAAGAUGGAGGCUUUUGUUCUCUCUGCUCGAAAGGAGCACGCAGAAAUGUCUUAUCAGCUGACCACGGCCCAGCAAAGUUUCCAGGACCUGGUUCUGUAUUUUGGACUGAAGCCCAAGCCUGGAGAGAAGGAGGUGAUGACCAGUCACCUCUUCAUGCUCUGGUUUGAGUUCUGUGCCGACUUCAAGUCCAGGUGGAAGAGAGAGAACAAGAACAUCUCAAAGCAGAGGCUUAAAGAGGCUCAGCUGUCAGUGAAGAAAAUCACAGCAGAAAAGAAAGUGGAGACACGAAAGAUCAACCCCAACAGCCUGAAACAGCGACUGCGUCAGAAAGAAACCAGCUUGUCCUGAGAAGUUCAGGCGGUGGAACCAGGAGGAACACAAUAAACAAUAUAGAUGUGUCAUGUUUGUUCCCACGUGUCUACUCGGUGCUCACUGCCGUUAGCUAAAUAAAAUGCUAUAGUUAAAUGUUAAAAGGCAUCUUCAGCUGUAAUUGUGAUACAAACAUUUUGCUUAGAUUCCCCCCCCCCCCCCCCCCCCAAAUAAAAUCUAAUCGGAUCA